Penicillium nucicola is the source of this 1569-nucleotide messenger RNA. RefSeq lists its product as uncharacterized. The coding region runs from base 1 to 1569 and encodes 522 amino acids. Gene Ontology annotation, cellular component: membrane. The record is from RefSeq and is a predicted model, not a curated record. Lineage: Eukaryota; Fungi; Ascomycota; Eurotiomycetes; Eurotiales; Aspergillaceae. Gene Ontology annotation, molecular function: carbohydrate:proton symporter activity. Gene Ontology annotation, biological process: transmembrane transport; carbohydrate transport. The transcript has 3 exons.
AUGGUUGCCCUGAAAGCUGGUCCAGAUCGGACUUUGGGAUCCUCGAAUGACUUGAACUUGCUUCUUGAUAAGACACCUUGGUAUCGAAACACACAAUUGUUCAAAGUCGACGCUAUCUCGCUGUCUAUCAUACUGCUAUCAUCCUCCGUCGGCUAUGAUGGGUCUCUCCUCAACGGUCUCCAAGCACUAAACCAGUGGGUUGUGUUCAUGGAACACCCUUCCAGUGUCUGGCUGGGAUUCGUGAAUGCGAUUUAUUGGAUUGGUGCAUUUGUAUCCGCCUUGCCAGCUCCCUAUAUCGCAAACCGCUAUGGCAGAAAGCCCGGUAUCCUCAUUGGUUAUGUUUUUCUCAUUGCUGGAGCUGUUUUGCAGACAGCAGCCCGCAAUAAAACUGAGUUUCUCAUAUCCCGACUUCUGAUUGGCCUCUGUGUUGGGUGGAUGAAUAGCUCUGCGCCUCUACUGUUGAACGAAAAUGCCUAUCCGAGUCAUCGUUCUAUUGUCAGUGCUCUCUACAUGUGCGGAUUUUACAUGGGUGCUGUCAUCUCCUCGUGGGUAACAUACGGGGCUCGAAAUUACGGCUCAUCAUGGUGCUGGCGUCUCCCGUCGGUGUUCCAGUUGCUUCUCCCGCUUUGUGCUCUGCCGGGUAUACUCUGGAGCCCUGAAAGCGUACGGUGGCUCAUUUCAAUGGAUCGAGUCGAAGAGGCCCGCCGGGUCAUCGCUAAUCUUCAUGCCGGUAACGACGAAAACGCUCUUUUGGUUAACUAUGAGAUGGCAGAAAUCACGGAGACUAUUCGGGAAGAGAAUGAAGCAUUCGAGUCGGCAAGCUAUGCGGAAAUGCUGCGAACACCAGGCAACCGCAAACGACUGUUUAUCAGUGCAACAUUGGGAAUCUUUUCGCAAUGGUCGGGCAAUGGGGUCAUAUCCUACUAUCUUUCCAUGGUGUUGAAUUCGAUUGGCAUCACCAAUACCGACCAUCAAUUACUGAUAUCUGCAUGUCUACAAAUUUGGAACCUGCUAUUUGCGAUAGGAGGUGCCCUAUCCGUCAACCUUUUCGGGCGACGCAAGCUCUUUUUGUUAUCAGCCGGUAUUAUGCUGGUAAGCUAUGUGCUGGUUACGGCCUUUUCCGGCUCAUUUGCCACCACUGGAUCUACAUCCACUGGCGUUGCAGUGAUCCCAUUUCUAUUCAUUUACUUCGCCGGCUAUGAUAUCGCUAUGACGCCUUUGAUCGUAGCAUAUCCCGUCGAAAUUUGGCCGUUCCGUCUCCGGUCGCGCGGUAUCAUUGUCACAUGGCUCACAACUAUCUGUGCCAUGUUGUUCAACACUUUCGUGAAUCCGAUUGCCCUGUCGGCUAUUGGUUGGCGCUAUUACCUUGUCUUUGUCGCUGUUCUCGUGGUCUUCGCCUUCACGGUUUUCUUUGCCUAUCCUGAGACACGGGGCUUUUCGCUUGAGCAAAUGGCUAUUGUCUUCGAUGGUGAUGAUGCCGCCGUCUCUCGCAAUCCAAUGGAGCGUGCUUUGAACGAAAUGGAUGCCGAAGACAGCAAGGCGACCACAGCCGAGUUGGAAGAGCUGUGA